AUGUUUUCAUCUCGAAUUUGGCUUCUUCGCCCAAUCAACACCACAGAGGAUCUACUUGUUAAAUACUACAAUGCAUCUCGUCUGCGUUUCGUUAUCAUACCAUUUUAUCGUGGACUCUGGCAUUUCCAACUUGGCAUCGUUUCAACGAUCUUUUUGUAUGCUUUGAUGAAAUGCUUUGUAGGAGAUGAGAAUGUGAUCGGUUUGAAAGGGCUGCUGGUCGUCAGUUGGAUUCUUUUCACAACAAUUCUUCAUGUCUUUUCCGCAUACAGUCUCAAACCAUUCUACGCUCAAAUACAUGCGUAUUUCUCUCCCCUCUAUUGGUUUCCGAUUCUCAAUUCGGCCAUCUUUGCAGCAACCAUUUCAGGAGCCUUUCUUAGCCGCAAAAAUGAAAGGGAUAAACACGAUUUUUUCACGGAUUUGUUCAGUUUUGGAAUGAAAACCGAGAAAGAUAUGACCAUUGGCCUAAUCUGCUCAUCUCUGAUCAUUGGCUAUUGCUUUUUCUAUUACAUGGUCACGUUUUAUUAUGCGCAGAUCAUUGUCGGUCGUCAACUGAGCAUCGAGAUGGCCGAAAAGAACAAUGCAGCCAACUCAUCUGUUGAUGAACUUCCAAUUACCACCGAAAAGUCAAAUUUUCACUACUCAAAACUGAUGAAUAUU
Messenger RNA from Mesorhabditis belari, 657 nucleotides. Lineage: Eukaryota; Metazoa; Nematoda; Chromadorea; Rhabditida; Rhabditidae. The record is from the annotation of a GenBank genome assembly.